Messenger RNA from Cladophialophora bantiana CBS 173.52, 1797 nucleotides. RefSeq lists its product as uncharacterized. The record is from RefSeq and is a predicted model, not a curated record. The transcript is spliced from 3 exons. Bases 1 to 1797 code for a protein of 598 amino acids. Lineage: Eukaryota; Fungi; Ascomycota; Eurotiomycetes; Chaetothyriales; Herpotrichiellaceae. Gene Ontology annotation, molecular function: dipeptidyl-peptidase activity.
AUGGCGACCCCUCCUGCUAUGUUCAAGGACUUGUUGUAUGUCGACGAGACAUCAUUCCCGUACAUCUUCGAACAAAAUGUUACAAUCCACCUGAAGGCAAGCAAGGGCCUGGUCCGUUGCAAUGUGUAUCGGCCCAAACCCGAGACCGACAAUGAACGAUUUCCCGUGCUCGUCACUUACGGGCCAUAUGGCAAGGACAUUCACUAUGAACAAUUUCAGCCCAAGUCUUACUCCGAGGUCAACCCUGAACAUCAUUCACCUCAUUCUGCGUGGGAAACGCCGGACCCGGGUUACUGGACUGCCCAGGGCUACGUCGUCGUGCGUGCUGAUGAGCGCGGACUGGGCCAGUCUCCUGGGCUACUGGAUACCAUGUCUCGUGGGACAAGCGAGGCUUUUUUUGACGUUGUUGAAUGGGCAGCGGAGCAGCCCUGGUCAUCUGGAAAGGUUGGACUCCUGGGAAUCAGUUACUACGCUGGAAGCCAAUGGCGCGUCGCCGCUCGAAAACCAAAAGGUCUGGCGGCCAUUGUGCCGUGGGAGGGUAUGUCAGACUACUAUAGAGACCGGUGUCGACAUGGUGGUAUUUACUCGAACGGUUUCAUCAAGUUCUGGUGGAACAGACAAGUUAUCACGAACCAAUACGGCCGUCCCGGCCGGAGCGCUCGGAAUUGGGGCCCUGAUACCGUCGAAGGCGACCUGGAUGAGCUUAGCCUGGAGAAGAACCGCCGCGAUCAGGUCGUCGACAAUCGAGACAACAAAUUCCGAGAUCAGAAGUACUACGCCUCGAAAGAAUAUGAUAUGGGGGAUAUCGAAGUACCGCUUCUGUCCGUGGGGAACUGGGGUGGUAUUUUACUUCACCUCCGCGGCAACCUUGAAGGUUAUUCUCAUGCCAAUUCAACAUUCAAAUACCUCCGCAUGAUUGUUGGUCGACACGAUCUACCCUUUUACUAUUCGGAAGAGGUGGACAUCCAACGUAGCUUCCUCGAUGCUUUUCUCAAGGGCGAGGACUCUGUUGGAUGGUCCGUUCCGGGGAAAGUUCCGCCCGUCGAUCUAGUCUUGCGAAAAGGUGACGUUGGAUUCAACGACCCUCCAGCCGAAAAGCAGUACAAGCGUCGUUUUGAGCAGGAGUGGCCCAUCGCUCGAACACAAUAUACCAAAUUUUAUCUCAAACCAGACCUCGGAAUGAGUCGGGAAGCGCCCCCAGGCCGGGAAAAGUUGUCCUACCGAGCUCUAGGUACGCUAGACAAACCACAGCUGUUGCAGUUCACAACAGCACCCUUUGAGGCCGAGACGGAAAUCACUGGAUAUAUUGUGGCCUACUUGAACGUGUCCGUGACCCCGGAUCCCCAAGGCUCUACCCCCUCUGAUAUCGACCUCUUUGUGACACUGAGGUACAUUUCACCACGAGGUCAAGAAGUUUUCUACACCGGCACCGCGGGCGAUCCCGUUCCUCUCACCAAAGGUUGGCUCCGUGUCAGCUUGCGCAAGACGAAUCCUGAGCAUCCGAAGUGGCGCCCCUAUUUGCCAUGGAGGGAAUACCUCAGCACAGAUGUGCUCCCGGUGAUUCCUGGUGAAGUAUACGCCGUCGAUAUCGAGGUGUGGCCCACGAACGUCGUUGUCGAAAAGGGGGCCAAGCUCCUAUUUGAGGUCUCUUCGGGUGAUACUCAGGGAAGUGGUAUCUUUACCCAUGACGAUCCUCAAGACAGGUCGACAGAAGUGUUUGGAGGCACGAACCAUAUUCACUUCAGCCACAGAUUUCAGAACUACAUCACUCUCCCGGUCAUACCGCCCAAGGAGUAG